CACUGUUAGCGUGUUUGGACGAUCUAACGUCCUGUAGGAGCAGAAUAAUACUUAAAAAGAUUUCACAGUGGACUUUUAUUUCCCAUCUUUAACUCCGGAAUGUUUUUAAAAUGUCCGGGUUUCAGGAUCUUUCAGUUUUUCCUGUGGAAGUCCAUCAACUUUCAGUGAGUAAAGGAAAGCUUUCCAGUGAGCAGCAGGAGUGGAGCUCCAGUCUGAACCAGGAGAUAACCAUCAAAGAAGAACCAGAGGAACUGUGGAGCAAUCAGGAGGGAGGUCAGCUUCAAGGACCAGAUGAGGAUGAUAUCAUCAAGUUCACAUUUGUUCCCGUCCCUGUGAAGAGUGAAGAUGAUGAAGAUGAUGAACCUCAGUCCUCUAAUCUUCAUCAAAGAAAACCCACAGAGAUGGAAACAGGAGGUGAUGGAGAGUAUGGAGGACCAGAGGCAGCCAGACACUUUAAUCCAGAGAGUGAUUUACAACCAGAGAUUGAGGUCAAGAUUGAAGAUUCUUCUGAAAUGGGGACUGAUGACAGUGCUGAUUGGUGGGAGUCCAGCGAACACCAGUCAGGAUUAAAUUCAGUGGAAAACAUUCAAACUGAAGAAAGAAUGACUGACAAGAACUCACAUUGCUGCUCUGAGUGUGGUAAAAGUUUUGACUAUAGAAGUCAUCUAAUGCAUCAUAUGAGAAGUCACACAGGAGAGAGACCCUUCAGCUGCCCCGAGUGUGGUAAAGGCUGUAAGUACAAAAGUCAUCUAAUAUAUCAUAUGAGAACUCACACAGGGGAGAAACCCUUCAGCUGCUCUCAGUGUGAUAAGAAAUUUCAUGUUAAAGAUGCUCUAACAAGACAUAUGAGCAAACACACAGGAGAGAAGCCCUUCAGCUGCUCUGUGUGUGAUCAAAGAUUUACCCAUAAAUGUAACCUCACACAACAUAUAAGAAUUCACACAGGUGAGAAACCCUUCAGCUGCCCUGCUUGUGGAAAAAGAUUUAACAAACAAGGACAUAUGACUAGACAUAUGAGAAUCCACUUGGAAGAAAAACCCUUCAGCUGCACUGAGUGUGGUAAAAGAUUUAGCCAAAAAAAUAAUCUUACGGAGCAUGUCAGGAUUCACACAGGGGAGAAACCCUUCAGCUGCUCUGAUUGUGGUAAAAGAUUUAGCCAAAGCAGAAGUCUAAGUAGACAUGUUUUAGUGCACUCAGGAGAGAAACCCUUCAGCUCCGCUGUGGUCAAAGAGUCAGAUUAAAAUUUGAAACCCAGACAUUUUCCCCUUUGGAAGGGAAACUUUUUGUUUGAAAAGUAUCUGUUGGGUUGAUUGAUAAGCUCUUAGACCAACGUCUUGAUGAUCAGAUGAUGGAGAGCACAGUAGAAGAAAUGAGACAGCAGAGUUUAUGGCUGUGAACAGUCCAGGUAGAAAGACACAGCAGUGAUGUAGAAUGUUAAUUCCUGAUUGUCUCAUAGCAGAUUCAGUCUAAAGAACACAUCUUCAACUUAACACAAAGAUGCAGGAUUUUAUAUGUAUUGAAGUGGCACUGCAAAUGUCACUGCUCUGCACUGCUCCUCCAUCACCUCAUUUACUAGUGCUGCACUUUGUAAAUUUUGGUAAUUUUUGUACUUCUUUUAUUCAGAAUACUAAUUUAUACUAAUACCGUAUGGUACAAAAAUUUUCUGACAUAUUUUAGGUCAAAAAUGGCUCUGGUGUAAGUGACUAAUAAAGUAUUACACAGACUGCAAGAAUGACCAGUUUUAUGCGUAUCUUUACAAGAUGGCAGAGAGAGAAAGUAGGGCAGGCACAGUUUAACAGUGAAGUAGACAGCACCAGUCAUCUAUUCAGUGUUAGCCUCAGCCAUCAGGGGGGAAAUCAUGUCUGCUACCAACGAUAACAACAAUUCAUUCACCGUAAUACCUUUACAUCCUGUACAGGGGAACAAAACAGGCUACAACAUAUUCCAUGGAGCUACUUUUCCAUCAGAGCUAUAACUAAUGGAGGUUAUGUUAGAUGUCACUAUGGUGGGUGGCUCUGUGUAGUAAAAACAAAACACACUCUUGACCUUAACCUAUUAGUGCCCAGAGUGAACUUAAUGCCCAGGAUAAUACUUAAAUAUUAUUGAUUUGGUCACUGUCCAGUUUGGUAAUAAUGUGAAGAAACUCCCCACAUUUUUUAGAGAGUGCUUUUAUUAAACAUUUUCCCCAGCUUAGUUUUACAAUGGAUGAUUUCGCUUCUUGGGGGAUUUAUUGAGGUUGAACUAAUGAAGAGAGUCCAUUUUGCUCAUGAGACAUAUCCACUACUACUUCUGCUAAUGCUAUUACUACUAAUUAUAUGAAUGAAACAUAAUUAUAAUGACAUACCACUACUUUAUAAUUAGGAUGCAUAAUGUUGAACUUUUGCCCAACAUUUCCAAACUGUUUUUUUUUUUUUUUUUUUUGUUAAUACAGGUAUAAGCAUGUACACUAAAUAAGAAUGUGCCUGCUUCCCUUUUUAUGGGGCUCAUUCUUUCAAUCUUCUGACUGAACAACAGGAUUGCAGGAUUUCCACUGACAGUCCAGACAAAGUGCUUGAAAUAACAUAAACCUUUCUUCUAAAGUACAUAGAAUAACACUAGCUGUAGUUCAGAGAUAAAACACUUAAAUCCUUGACACAUUUUACUGUUUGAACAUUAUAGAGGAUCAAAGAAAAUAAACCUCCAGCUGAUGUAUGUCAUUUUUCUACUUAAAAGUCACCAAACAUGAUAAGACAAAUUCAUCUUAACUGAUAGAUUUUUGUACCGUGUUAUACUUGUGCUGAACAAAAAAAAUCCUCACCGGAUAUGUGCAUUUUGUGAAAAUGUGAGAUUAUGAACUCACCAGGAGGCCGCCAUGUUGUAGACCGCUGAGUAGAGUGAUGUCAUCGGGCUUCAGCAGUCCUCUGCUCGUAUGCACAGAUCAGGUUUGUGGUAUGGUGCCACUAUUUCCUUUUUUAAACACUAUUGAAGGUGAAUGGGGCUUUGUGUGUAUUUGUAUACAAAGAAAGAAAGCGUUCAGGUGAUCUUUGAGACACUGGGAUACGAUGACCAGGUGUAAAAAGCUGUACUUAGAGCUGUGCGAUGUCAACAGCCAGGAUCUACUGCUCACCCAGGUAGUCUCUCUCUCUCAGCAGGCGCUAAUGCAGACACUAUUAAAUUGGCUCCACACUCUUUACGCCUCUAUGACUAAAUUAAUUUUGAUUUAUACCGUGAAUAAUGUCUUUAUGGUUUUUCUCUACUCUAACAGUGCGAUCAUGUUGAUUAUAUAAGAUCUGAUGGGUGACUAAUGCAGGGAAAUAGUACAGGCAGAGGACUGCUGUGGCUAGAGUGAAGUGCAGACGAAAACUUCCUGGUUAGGUUUAUUGAAAUUUUUAGUAAACACUUGCUCAGAAUGCAGAUAUCUAUGUCUUUUUUGUUGUUGUUCCGUAUACAUAAAAUAGAUACAAAUAUCUAUCCAAUCUGAUAAAUUUGUAUGAUCAUGCAGGUUUUCUUUUUAAACUCUAAAAAAGAAUGCUUUAUCUAAGAAAGUGAAACACUGCUUUAAGUGAAUUGUACUUAUGUGUGCAGCAAAGAUCAUCAGAUAUUCUCAUAUAACAGUAAUUACCUCUAUUAUCUGCUGACACUGAGAUCACGCCUAUAAUACUGCGCAUCCUUUCUUAAAAAGCAAGGAGUAAUACUAAGUAUAUUGAAAAUGGAAAAAAAUUAUGUAAUUGUGCAUAAAUCAGUUCAGUUUGUCUUUAAUAGUGAGUUUGUUCAAAGAUGCACCCAAAACACAUCAAUAAAAACAGGCCGCUCUGCUCAGACUUUCCCUUAAAAUCACAACACAGACAAAAAUUUAUAGUCACUGCAAAAACUUCAGACAAAUCCAGUAUUUACACAUCACAUUCAUAAAGAAAACCACAUACCAGUUCAAUCACAACACAGACUUUUUACUAAUACUUUCCUCAACAUGCCUAGUACUGGUGCAGCAUCAAACCUGUAACAUACAACCAAAUCAUGCAACUAAAAUUAAAUUCCUGCAUCUUUUCUGAAGCUCAGUUUGGAGUGUAACAUUGCCUCACAGUACUCAGCAGCUGGUGUCUGCCACACAUUCCCUGGGGAGGUGUUAGCAGUACUAUCCUUUUACCUUGGCAGAUAACUACAGCAACAUUAGUUUAUGUGACUUGUGUCCAUCCCUGACUAAAGAAUGGUUCAAGGUUUUCAGUUAGGUCUGCAUACAGUCAUCAGCUGCUGCAUGUUUCUUGAUAGAGUUGUUGAUUUCUGUUUUUAUUCUUCAAUUUCACAACCUUGUUUUGUGAAGAGUUUGAUGUUUUAUUUAAG
Messenger RNA from Cheilinus undulatus (humphead wrasse), 4317 nucleotides. Its product is annotated as gastrula zinc finger protein XlCGF8.2DB-like. The transcript has 2 exons. The record is from RefSeq and is a predicted model, not a curated record. NCBI's taxonomy places the organism in Eukaryota, Metazoa, Chordata, Actinopteri, Labriformes, Labridae. The coding region runs from base 111 to 1241 and encodes 376 amino acids. Gene Ontology annotation, molecular function: DNA-binding transcription factor activity, RNA polymerase II-specific; RNA polymerase II cis-regulatory region sequence-specific DNA binding. Gene Ontology annotation, biological process: regulation of transcription by RNA polymerase II.